CAACACCUCCAUCAUUCAUCCUUCCUUCAAUCUUUCAUUCAGCCCACAGCUCCAUUUGUCAACAAUGAAGAGAGAGGGUCGCCAGCACGGGAUGGUCCGGACUUACCGGGUCCUACCCGACCCAUUGAACCCAAGACCAGAAACCCGACACGUGAACAGGUUUGAUUCACCUCCUACAGCCGGGUUGUUCACCAAGGUGGCCACCAAGCCUACCAACCACUCCAAGUUCACGGGUAAGUGCGGCAAGCCUAGGUGCACCGAGUGUCACAUCCACCCGGCUUCUAAGGCCAAGGACAAGACCAAAGGGAACCACAAGCUCAAGUCAUCCGACGUCUUAUCCAAUCAUCGUUUGGUCACUUGGCGGGUUGUGGACAGCCGGUCUAGCUCGAAUUUUUCCAGGUUUUCUGCCACGGGGAUUUUGGAUCAUCUGUCUACUAGAGAUUAUGAUAACAACGAUGAUGAUGAAGAAGAUGAUGAAAUCAAUGGUUACGCAAGUAGAGCCUAUGAUAAUAGAAAUGAUCAUCAUGUGAGGGUGGAUUUUGAUGAGGUUGAGGAAGAUGGUAAUUAUGAAGAGAUGGAUUUCUUUAAUGUGGAAUAUGUGAUUGAUCCAAUUGAGGAAGAUGAAGGUUGGUGUUUAGUGCCACAAACGUGAUUGUGGUUUGAAUAACGCGGAUUGAAGUCAACUUCUUUUCUUCUGCUUUGUAUUUUGAUGUACAAGUUAAUAAUGAUGAUGAUGAUAAUCUUAUUUCUCAAUAUUUGACAAUAUUCCUUCUUUGUCUUGGUCUGAUUUUAUUUUUGAGCACUUGUUGCGGAUUGUAACCCGUGAGUUCAUGUCUAAGGAAUAUUUGGGGCGAGGGUGCUUCAUCA
Messenger RNA from Prunus mume (Japanese apricot), 867 nucleotides. RefSeq lists its product as uncharacterized. NCBI's taxonomy places the organism in Eukaryota, Viridiplantae, Streptophyta, Magnoliopsida, Rosales, Rosaceae. The record is from RefSeq and is a predicted model, not a curated record.